Oldenlandia corymbosa var. corymbosa is the source of this 837-nucleotide messenger RNA. NCBI's taxonomy places the organism in Eukaryota, Viridiplantae, Streptophyta, Magnoliopsida, Gentianales, Rubiaceae. The record is from the annotation of a GenBank genome assembly.
AUGAUAGAAGCAGUCAAACACAAGUACAAUACUCAGGUCGGAGAUGAAAUUGAAAUCCCUGAGUUCCAUGUCUUCUUCAACUAUCAAGUCGGUAAUGAUUUCAAUACCCUGUUCAAAGCACUUCCUUCAGAUAGGCAAUACAUGGCAGCUGGAGUUCCAGGCUCUUUCUACGGCCGGCUUUUCCCAAAAUCAUCGAUGAACUUAAUCCAUUCAUCCAGCUCGCUUCAUUGGCUCCGAAGGGUCCCUGAGGGAGUUAUGAACAAGGACUCCCCUUCCUGGAACAAGGAAAGAAUCACAUAUGCGAAGAGUCCCACUCAGGUGGUCAAUGCUUUCGGAGAUCAAUUUUUCAGUGACUUGGAAGAUUUCCUGAAAGCCAGAUCAGAGGAACUAGUUCCUGGUGGAUUAUUCGCAAUCUUAAUGUUGGGCAGGCCUGAGGGUACAUUGCCUCCCGAGGCGAUUCCUGUUAAUGUCAUCGAAUGCUUAGGUGAUGCAGGCGUAAUUGGAGAAGAUUUAGUGGAUUCGUUCAAUGUUCCGGUCUUCUUUCCGACACUAUCUGAAGUUCAACAAGUGUUGGAUUCCUUUGAUCAGUAUCUGACCAUUGAACAGCUGCAAGAAAUACGGUCUCCACCCUGUAUUGAUAUACGGAUUUUGAAUGUACAUUAUAGAGCACUCCUGGAAGGCAUUGUCUGUGAACAUUUUGGUCCAAAGUUGACAGAUGAAAUCUUCGGCAAGUUCCCUCACAAGCUUGAAAGUUUUCAGAGACUAGAUUUUACCCGUGUUGGGAAAACUGCCCAUCAGUUUGUUCUGGUUAAGCGCAAGGAAUUCACACAAUAUUAG